AUGGCCCCGAAGUAUCGCGCGCACAUUAUGUCUGUGCAGCUGAUAGUCCAGGUUCUCAGGUAAGUCAACUUGACUGAAUAUUUGUUUUUACGAGUCGAUGAAGCUCCAUAGUCUAAACUUACGACCAGUAAGGGCAGUGAAGGCUUGUUUAUGAAAAAUAAGGAAACAACGCAACUCAUUAGGCGACAGGGUUUUUUAAAUGUUAUCAGUAUACGACGUUUACGGGUCAUAACAAACUGACCUGGGUCAUCCAACCUCCGAACAUGUGCGAAGUCGGCCAUAAGUUACCUGAGUAGUAGCUAACUUCAGUGAAGGGGGAAGCGUCUGAGAAGAAAUAGAGGGGAUCGCUGGAACAACUUUAUUCGCCUGACAUUUCGGAUUCCUGCUCGAACCCAUCAGCAGAGACAAUAGCAGAUGGGGGUGGUUCAUGCACAACGGGUUGUAGUGUUUAUAGGAUGCAAUCGCUAUGCCACCGAGUACGGAUCAAAAUUAACGGUUCGCUCUCCGCGAGGUUAACUACAUUGCCCAGCUAAAAUCUCAACGUUGAAUGUGGAAGGGAGGGAUCACUGCACUUGUUAAUUGACUAGGGGCCAGUAAACCAUGACUCAAGCAACUCACGGCUUACGCGACUGUCACCACUUGCGAGAAUUUCAGCCUCGUCGGACUUGAAUGUGUCGCGGGGUUACACAGGUUAUGCAGCGGUCGAAAAGCCAUUUUGAUAUAUUUGACGUUAUUAAAUCAUUUAAUCGCCAUAGGUCUAUUAUUUCCAGGGAUGGGUGGGCUUUUUGGGACCAAACGAAUAUCUGAAUUCUUAAUGCGAAGUAAGCCGCUGCACAAGCUGUGAUUAGGUGAAACAUUAGAACUGUUAAUUUGUCAUCCUCUACAGCUUUUUUAUUCCAUAUCGUUAGAGCUCCUUUCUCUCAAAGCGCGAAUGGGAAUAACUACCGCAGAAUAGUAUUACUCGAUCGAGGAAGUGAUCUUUACAUUGAUUGGGUAGUAGGGGCCGACAUGAGUGAUCUGAAAGUGAUGACUAUCUGAAUGCGGUAUCGGAUGCCCUUUUUUAGAGAAAGAAUGAGGUUGUUGUGGUUUGAGGAAAUCAUCCAAAAUCACAUCCAUAAGAUCGUGAACUUUCAGCUUGUUGGGAAGUUAUCAUGCUAUAAUUUGUUUGACGUAGUAUUCGUCUUGUGGGUCAUUUUGUUGGUCUAGCUAAACGCCUGUAGAAUUUCUUUGCCAUUUUGUUUAAGUUAAAUCAACUUUUCAUUAUUUACAGCCGAAAUAAAAUUACGCGCCGGAUCGGUGAAAAUGAUUAUUCCCAAAAUCUUUUAUUCGAGUUUAUUUUUACCUAAUUAUUGGCCCGACAUCGCCUCGCCCGUGAACACCGCAAUCCACCUUCGAGGUUUAUUAUUACUGGCAAUGAAAUGCUUAUACUUGAAUAUAAAACAAGGGAAAGUCCCAAACAACACCUUAAACCAAACCUGAUCUUCAUCCUCGCGUGUCUGCUGGGAAAUGCAGGAAGUUAUCUAUUAUGAGUUCCUUGAAAGGAAACAGACCAUUAAUUCAGAUCAUUACGGUCAACGGCUUCGCUCGGUAGAUAAAGCAAUUUAACGAAAACGCCCAAAUCUUGGAAAUGGCGUGGCUCUGCAGCAUGACAACGCCAGGCCUCAUGUCGCAUAAUUCACCAAAAUGUCGUUGAGAAGCUUGGCUUGGAGGUUUUUGCACCCGCCAUUCUCUCCAGCUUACUAUCUCUUUUGGUUACUCGAAAAUACUUUGACCGGAGUAUCAUUCAAUUUCGACGCGGAUCUUCAAAAUUAUAUCGAUGACUCUUUUGCGUCAAAACCAGCGGGCUUCUUCGGGUGCUGGGUUGGAAAACUGCCUGAAGGCUGGAAGUAAAUUGUGAACAACAAAAGAGGAAUACAUAAUUUAUUAAUUUUGUGAAUAUUAUAAAAGAAUACCCUAAAAUUUUAAGUAAUUGAAAACCGCACAAACUUAUGGAACAACCCAAGAGACUUGGCGUUUUAAACGAAAUCAGCCUGGUAGUGGAUGGGUGUGAUGAGGAUGUAGCAGUGAUUGGUGUACCUGCCAUUCCUCUAGGAAAAGUUUGAAAACGUUGCCAGUUAUAGAAAAUACACCUGUGGAUGGGUUGAAGCGGUUGGAUUCUGUUGCCUCCUCCUCCUCCUCCUCCUCCUCCUCCUCCUCCUCCUCCUCCUCCUUCUCCUCCUACCUACCUACCUACUCCUUCUUCUCCUCUGAUCGUAGCAGAGUGAACGCUCGUUAG
Spirometra erinaceieuropaei is the source of this 2275-nucleotide messenger RNA. Lineage: Eukaryota; Metazoa; Platyhelminthes; Cestoda; Diphyllobothriidea; Diphyllobothriidae. The record is from the annotation of a GenBank genome assembly.